AACAGCGAGUCAAUGUACGACCACCGGCCGCGCAUUUAACAACAUACCAAAUCCGCUAUUGUGGAUUAAUCUCUACUCGUUCCGCUAUCAAGAGAAUCGCUCGAUCUUUGGAGAUUGUGCGUUCAACAAAAACAUCAGAAAGAAAGCGAGGAACGAAAAUCAAAAAGUUGAUGCAAGCCGGCAGAAGAAGAGAAGAAGGUUAAAAAGAUUUAAUCCAGGAACGACGUGAAGAGGAUGGCAAAAUAUUCUUUGUGCUCGGCGAUUUUUCUCGCGAUUUUCCUCUCGAAUAUUCAUGAAUAUGAAGCUUACGUUCCUCCGCCGGCUAUGGUCGAGCCGCUUUAUCCUGCGGGACUGCGCAUAUCUAUUCCUGAUGAGCCAGGAAUUCAUCUAGUGGCCUUUCACGUGAACAUCAACGAGGAAUUUGAUGGGGGCCUCGAAGCAGGACAUAUUGCGAAAGAUAUUCUCAGAGCUCGCAACGGACGAUGGACUUAUCAGGACAACCAUACUCAAUUGAGAAGAGGCGAUACUGUUCAUUAUUGGGUCCACGUUCAGCGUGACGGACUCGGUUACAAUCGCGUCCAUCAACAGCAUCGGGUUACUGGUUUUUACAAUUGAGGAAAUGGACCCUUUUUCCGAAUAUUGACAGUAGUAGUAUCAUAGCAUUGUGGAAAUCGAUAGAAAAAAAAUUAAUUCUUUUUUUUCUUCACAUACUUCUAGAAAAAAUACAAAAUAAAUAUGUAAAUAAAUAUGGAAUACACUGUAUUUUCACACUUAUACAAAUAAAUUGAAAUAUUAUAUUUAA
This is a messenger RNA of Linepithema humile (Argentine ant), 802 nucleotides long. Its product is annotated as beta-1,3-glucan-binding protein. The record is from RefSeq and is a predicted model, not a curated record. NCBI's taxonomy places the organism in Eukaryota, Metazoa, Arthropoda, Insecta, Hymenoptera, Formicidae. Gene Ontology annotation, molecular function: carbohydrate binding.